UGAAUCAAUAUGAGCAACCCCCUGUGUUAUUAAAGAUUACUAUUUCCCCCUUUUUCCAAUUUAGUCUCAUGUAGACAAAUAUAAUGGCAGACACAGAAUUUGAGGAGUUGAGGAGUUAUUUUGAGACCGUACCCCAUCACAUAAAAGCAUCGGUACAUUCUUAUACGCUUGUUCCUGACAUUUUACUCGAUGAGGAUUCACCCACUUCGACAUCCUCGAAAAGCAGCGAUUGUAUCCUUGGAAAUGAAGCGCAAACUAGUGUGGCUGAAUUGAGAAAUCCCAUCACUGAAACUGAACAUUUUACAUAUCAAGACAAAGAAACUAAGGGAAGCAGUGAAGACAGCCCGGAAAGUAAUGACAGUGAUCAAAACUGGCCACCAAGGCCUCCUGGCGGAAGACGCAGAAGAAAGUUACCAGAGAUUCCCAAACAUAAAAAACCUUAUGUUUUGUCUCUGGCGGAUGAAUUGGGAGACGCCUUGUCUCUUCAGCUUGAUUACACGACUAGAAACAGCCCAAGGAAUUUAUUGAUGCUGAAGUACCUAAGGGAUGAAGAUUUGUACGGAUAUGAUGUUGAUUCAGGAAAUUCGACGGCUCAUUCCCCUGAUGGGCUUAAGUCUUCAUCACCCAUUCCUGUCAAUACGGGUUCUACUACACCGGCUUCAACUGAAAGCUGUAGUAUCCCUUGUGCACAGCUAGAACUGCUAGAAGCCACACAUAGGGGUUUAUAUAAAUUUAUUCCGAGGCAUAGAGAUGAGCUUGAUGUUGAAAUCGGUGAUCCGAUUUAUGUACAAAAGGAAGCCGAUGAUCUGUGGUGUGAAGGUGUAAAUCUACGCACGGGAAGACAAGGUGUUUUUCCAUCUGCGUAUGUAGUUGAUAUGGAUUAUAACGAUUUUGAUCCGACGACGCCGAAAGUAAAAAGGGAACGAUUUCUUCUCGGAUAUCUCGGCUCUGUGGAAACAAUGUGGCAUAAAGGGACUAAUGUAUUGUGCCAAGCGGUCAAAAAAAUAAUCGCGACGAAACACAAGCCGCAUCAGUGUAUACUUGAAAUUUCGGAUCAAGGGCUUCGCAUGGUCGACAAGACAAGGAGAAAGACACAGAGCACACCAUGUCAAGAUUAUUUUUACUCUCUGAAGAACGUAUCUUUUUGUGCUUUCCACCCGUCGGAUCACAGGUAUAUGGGUUUCAUCACAAAACACCCAACCCUUCAGAGGUUCGCAUGCCAUGUCUUCCUGGGCAGUGAGAGCACUCGACCUGUAGCUGAAGCAGUUGGGCGAGCUUUCCAAAGGUUUUAUAUAAAAUUCAUUGAGACUGCAUACCCGAUUGAAGAUAUCUACAUUGAAUAAUUUAUCAAUGCAUUUUUUUUCAUAAAAAGGAAAAAAAAAGAAUUUUGUGCCAUAAAGGCUCUGCAGCACUAUAUAAAUUCCCCUUUAGUAAAUCCAAAUUAUAGAAAAACCCUAUUGAAAAUUUAAAACAAUACUUUAACUUUGAAGGGAAGUGUCCUAAAGAUAAUUUUAGGCUCUAAAAUUUUAGAAUAGACUAUUAUUACAAAGAAAGAUGUUGAUUCAAAAAUAAUCAAAAGGUUUGUUAAAAGAAAAUUGGUUAUUUACAAAUGGAAGGAAGGUGUGUUGCAAAGUCUAGUAUUUAAUUUUUAACUUAUACUGGUAAGUCAUUCAAAUAUCUCCUUUCUUAACAUCUUUACAUAAGGGCAGGACAAAAGAAAAUGCCCAGAACUUAUAAUAAAAUUAAAUCUAGUCAAAUGAACUGAUUUGAAAUUUUUCAAAUAUUUUAUUUAAAUUUUCAAGUGCAUGUCCAGUGUGGGCGGUGCAUUUUGUCUGCUGGCGGUUGAAAUUGGUAUUUGAACCGGUCUGAUUGAAAGGGAGGACAUGUGAAUGACCGAUAUGGUAUAAUAAGUUCAAAAAUAGGCACAAUAAUCAAGUUAAAGACUGUUCUUAUUGUUUUGGAACGAUUCUUUUAUACAGUGGUUCAAUGCUCAUUUCACGUAUACACAAACUGUUAUCCACAAUUUUCAAAUUAUCAUAGUAAUUCAUUGUUUUUGUUUUAAAUAAAAAAUUAACUAAUGGGCUGUGAUAAAGAAGAAGAGAUUAUAAUUUUAUUUUAUUUUUUGUGUUGUUUUGUUGAAAGUCACUGAUGGCUAAAUUUUACAUAAAAACCCAAUAAUAUUUGGCCAAAUUUAACGAUAAAAUAAACUUAAAAAAAAAUUGAGGGAUUAAAAAAAGGUGUAAGCUUUUUCUGUGUUAGUAUCAAGUUCUAUUUGUAAUGGGAAAAAAGCAUUUAAAUAGUUUUAUACUUGCUAUGUUCUACCGAUGCUACAAUAGAUUUAUUUGCACUCAAACUGGAAAAGAAAAAAAUUUUACUAUUGCGUUAUUAAUUUUUAAGCGGAAUUCUUAAAAAAUAGGCUGUAUUUAAACUUAUAGAUAAAGUCUCAGGGGUAUAAACUUUUUUAAUAUUUAAAUUUUAGGCUUUAUGGGAGAUUAAUAACACUGUCGAUGAUAAUAAGCCACACUUUUAGAUGUUUGAGUUUUUAAAAAAUAUAAUGAGAUUAAUAUAACAAGAUUUAAGUUGAAACCAUUACUGUUUUUACAAUUAAUUACACUCAGUACAGAACUUUGGUUGGCAUCUCAGAUAAACUUUCAGUUUUUUAUGGAUUUUUUAAAUAUUAAAUAUAUAGUUGUCGUGAAACUUGAUUUUUCCUGAUCAUCCUGGUCUGGCAGACAAACCAUGUUUAUAAUGAUCAGAGAUGAUCAACGUAGAAUCUCACAUUUUGCAAUUAAAUUAUCAGGCUACAGUUCCUUUUCAACAAAUAAAACCGAUAAUUGCUUUGAAGUAUUUAGUAAUAUUAUGAUCACAUUUUGUAAAGUUCACCAACUAGUACCAUACUACCUCGCCUUGCUCCAGAUUCCCGUUUUGACAAAUUUAUUGGUGGUAUUAUCAGCAGCUACAGUGCUAGGACCAUUCGACUAGGAUUAAGGAUAUUGAGCUACAGUAGCACACAAAAGUAUUUUUAUGAAAUUCAUCUUCUUAAUAGUACAUUCUUAUACAGUCAUGUUAAUGAAAGAAAAGCUUACAAGUUCUAGUUUUUUUUUUUUUUUUUU
This is a messenger RNA of Cimex lectularius (bed bug), 3113 nucleotides long. It is a transcript of the gene Aplip1, whose product is annotated as JNK-interacting protein 1. Gene Ontology annotation, molecular function: protein binding. Bases 84 to 1343 code for a protein of 419 amino acids. Gene Ontology annotation, biological process: regulation of JNK cascade. The record is from RefSeq and is a predicted model, not a curated record. The transcript has 8 exons. Lineage: Eukaryota; Metazoa; Arthropoda; Insecta; Hemiptera; Cimicidae. Gene Ontology annotation, cellular component: cytoplasm.